Messenger RNA from Scatophagus argus, 2371 nucleotides. RefSeq names its product oocyte zinc finger protein XlCOF19-like. Gene Ontology annotation, biological process: regulation of transcription by RNA polymerase II. Gene Ontology annotation, molecular function: DNA-binding transcription factor activity; RNA polymerase II cis-regulatory region sequence-specific DNA binding. The transcript is spliced from 3 exons. Bases 1024 to 1845 code for a protein of 273 amino acids. NCBI's taxonomy places the organism in Eukaryota, Metazoa, Chordata, Actinopteri, Scatophagidae. The record is from RefSeq and is a predicted model, not a curated record.
ACUCCGUCCACUACAGUAGGUGGUGGUAUGAACCUUUUGUAUCCUUAGUAAAGGCUGGUGCACUACAGACUACUUACAGCUUGCAAACGCUGAGCUGACGGUCAGGUUGCAAAAUGGCAAACGCUACGCUUCAGUCGUUCAACGUCUUUCUGACGGAAAGAUUAACCGCAGCUGCGGUAGACAUUUAUGGGUUCGUUGAAAAGGCAGUAAUAUAUUAUCAGGAGGAGGUGUACCGAACAAAACUGGAGAACCAGAGGUUACAGCGGCUGCUUGAUUUGGUCUACAAACCAGAGAUAAGACUACACAGGGCAGAUUCAAGGCAGAUCGAUUUGCCUACACCGACACAGGAGGUUUGUGCUCAGGAGCAGCAGGUACAGAAGGAAUGUUUUCCCAGUGAGGUCAACAAGGAGCAAGAGGAAGUGACUGAACCCUGGACCAGUUCGAUGGAGACAGCUGUACAUCUGUCAUACAGUAGCAUUACAGAAACACUAUCUCAAAUUGUUACAGCUAGAAAGUGUGAAGAAAAUAAGAUGCUGGACAACCUAACUCAAACUGUGACAGUUGGAGAGCGCAACGAAUUCAAAGCAUGAGACAGCCUGACUUAAGUCAUAACAGGUGGAGGGCACAUGCAAUCCAAGAUACUGUCACAAGAUGACCAACUGUUACCAUCCUUUGCAGUAACCCCACUGUAUACAAGGAUGGAAAUGGGUUUUCUUGUAAUAUUUGCCAUCAGCCUUUCCCAAAAAAAAGUCAAGUUAAAAUUGCGCCUUGCAGCUCACGCAACAUAAAGUUCGCCAGAGUCCACCAACAAAGCGUUCACCAGUUUUGUCUGUGGUAGAACAACAGACUCCAGGAGUCAGAUGACCUGCCACGUGAGAACACACACAGGGGAGAAACCAUUUUCCUGUUCUACUUCUAUUUAAAGUCACAUGAAAGAACACAUGAGGACUCACACUGGGGAAAGACCUUCCACCUGAUGCAUCUGUGGGAGAAACUUCAACGCAUCUUCAAUAAUGAGUAAACAUGCCAGGAUCAAACACAGGGAGAACAUGCCGUUCAGAUGCCAAACAGCCAAGUGCACUCACACCUACGGAGGAGGUUCCCACUAAAGAGCAGGCCUGGAGCCAUAUUGUGUGCCAGGAUGAACCAGGACCCUCCCAGAUUAAAGAGGAGCAGGAAGAGCAGAAGGACGAAGUGUGGAUCAACGGGAGUGAGGAGCCACCAUCAGCAGAAGAUAGCGAUGAUGGGGACGCCUUGACAAAAGAACUCAUUAAAACAGUGCAGCAGUUAGAAGACUGUAGAGCUGCAGAGGAGAGCAACGAGCCAAAUCACACCCCUGUGGAUGAUCCAAAGCACUCUGAAGAGAAGACUAGCACCACCUUAUACCGCUGCCACAUAUGCAACUUCAUAUUCACUAAAAAAACUGUGCUCACGUGGCACCUCAAGACGCACGAAAGCAAGUCACAUGAAACCAAGGGGAACUUUGACUGUCACAUAUGUGGUAAACACAUCCCUUGUCAGAGCAAUCUCCAGAACCACAUGAGAGUACACACAGGAGAGAGACCCUACACCUGCCACUUCUGUGGAAAGUGUUUUAAACUGAAAGGGCACAUGACAGAACACAUAAGAACCCACACAGGAGAGAAGCCUUUCAGCUGUCAUAUCUGUGAUAAAUCUUUCAACAGAGGUUCCACUCUGAGGAAACAUGUUUUAGCCAAACAUAAAGAGGAGAGACCAUACAAAUGUGAGGAUUGUGAUGAGCUGUUUACUGAAAGGCUGCUGAUGAAGAGACACAUGCGAAAAGUUCACGGCAUCAAAUUGUCUACGAGUCAAAGUCUUGCCUAGAACUGAAGAGCAGACGUCACUGAUGAUGCAUGUUGCAUAUGGUCGCAGAUCGGAUUUAAAAAGAUAGGGCAACAUAUCUUUUAAAAUGUUUCAGUACAAGCGCCAGUGAGGAACGAGAUGAAUAGCAGAAUGAUAAUUUAUUCAAACAUUAUGCAGCAGUAUCCUCAUUUUUCACAUGAAGCCGGACUUCAAAUGUCAAGUGUUGUCUUACAUAAACAGCUACACAAGAACCUGAAAUUAUUAAUUAAAGGGAACAGAGUGAGGGAAAUGUGCUUGUUUGCAUUUUUGGUUGGACUUGGUUUCAUAAAACAAGGAACUUGAAGGUGUCACUUUGGGCUCUGGGUAAUCGGCAACAAUUUUUAAUCUUUUUUUUUAUUUGUUGUUUUAACUUUUAUAGACUAAAUGAUUUAUAAAUUGUGAAAAUAAUUGUCACAUUAAUCCAGGUAAAUUGACCUACUGGAGGAUAAAGCUGUUGUUUGUCAAGAUAUAUAACAGAUUUACAAAGAAACAUGAAUCAUACAUUAAA